This is a messenger RNA of Pecten maximus, 1498 nucleotides long. RefSeq lists its product as uncharacterized. Bases 131 to 436 code for a protein of 101 amino acids. NCBI's taxonomy places the organism in Eukaryota, Metazoa, Mollusca, Bivalvia, Pectinida, Pectinidae. The transcript has 9 exons. The record is from RefSeq and is a predicted model, not a curated record.
UUCAUCUACUUCCAUUGUUCUGACUGUGGUGGGAGUUGUCCUCAUUGUAGUAGCACUCAUUGGUUUUGGAGUUUCUGUAGUUGUUUACCGGAAGGGACGUUUACUCUGCAGAUCUGCACGUCAGCAGGAAAUGAUACAACAGCAGGUUGAAUUCAGUAACGUUCUUCAUGUACAAGACGAUACAACCGCAGGUCGGACAGGAGACAGACCGCAUUACCAGGACCUUGACCUAAAAGACAUUGGGAAGCCAUCGUAUUAUGACAGCACAACCGGAUUUGAUACUGGCAAGAACAACGCUGAAAGAGGUUACUAUCAAGAAGUCGACGUAAGUUACACUGAGACGCCAUCAACCUAUGAGAACACUGUUGGAGUUGACACUGGAGUCGGCCAUGAUGGUUCAAGAAGGAAAUCUACAGCACUUUAUUCAAACACGUGAUAGAAUAAAAUGCGUAUGAUUGAGGAUGAAGAAUAGCCUCGGGACUGUACGAAGCAGUGAGAUAUAUUGUGACAAUUACGAAAUAGCCUGAAUCUUUACAUACAAUCUUAGACGACGAAUGGUAUUGUUGAUCAAUGAACGUGUGCUCACAGUUAAUGUUCUGGUGUAUAUUGUCAUAUUGCCAUACUUUAAAUAUAAAGGAUUUGGCCAUACUGUCCGAUAACAUAUUUGAUCAUCCGUAUAACAAUAUUAUAGGCCUCUAUAUCAGAGCGAUAAUUACACCGAACACAUCUAGAGCAGUUCUGUACAGGGAAUGAAAAACAACUGCUCACAUUGGAGACAUUAAAACAUGGAAACAGACCCUAGAUAUAGCUUCGUUAUCCAUGGGGUUUUGAUAGACACCCGGAAAUGCUGCAAGAAACAUCUACACAGAGGAAACGUACAAUACCGAAUAUAGAAAUACAAUGUAUGUAGGUUAAUGAAGGGAUAGAAAGAUUCAUGAACGAAAUCAUGAUCCCGUUGUAAAAGAAAUAUCUAGUGUGCUAGAUAGACAUCUAUAAUCUUCAAUACUGCCAUAUUUUGAAAUUUGUCAUAAUUUCAUAACAUAUUUUCUUUACUGUAUCGUACAUGCUAGGCUGAAUGUUUAUUGUUCCUAUAUAUGCAGUCCAUCUUGUUAUAUUCCAGUAUUUACUAGAAUUAUGUACAGUAGUGACAUUCAUAUUGUUAUACCGCAAACAGUAAACACUAAACAGUUUAACUAACCGCUGUCCAAGUGUGUGUUUGCUCUAUAAUAAUGUAUUUCUUCUGUAUUGAAAAUAUCAUACAAUUGUUAGAAACCAGGAAGGUAUGGUUUUGUAGCUUACAAAUUUAUAAAAGGAACCCCUGAGACCCCUUCAAUCUGCGGUGUGGUCUCUGGUUUGUAACAUAUCAAUUUCUUGUGAUAGGCUAAUACAUGGAGGUAUGCAAAGCUUUACACCGGCACUCAGAGAUUUCACUCAAUGAUAUUUUCUAUUGUAUGUCAUAAGAAGAAAAAAGUAAAUAAAGACUUUCGUUUUGAAUGGU